AUGGACUACGCCGCCAAACGAAUGGAAUUAAACGACAACGACGAUGGUAACGAUACUGAAAGUGUAUCUUUAGAGAUUUGCAUCACAGACUUUUCUGGAAACGACUGCUAUAGAGAUGCGCGGUAUGCGACGUACGUUGAUUCCAGUCGAGACAUCGACGCUUUUCUGAUUGUAGUCGCGAAUAACCGAGGAGGGGACUUGAACAAGUCUUUGCGCUUGGUCCAGUCGAAAUGGUUCGAGGAAGUCGCGCGGUACGUGAACUCCGCGAAACGACAAAAUCGACGCUCACUUCCACCGUGCGUGUGUCUGUGCGUCCACGACUUUGUCGACGACGACGACGACGACAAAAAUAAACUUCAACCCGACGACGCUUUCCUCGAGCGCUCGCUCGAUGCGCUCGACGCUUUCGAUCGAAGACUGACGACGACCGCGUCGUCGUCCUCAAAGAGUACCACCACCGAAGGUUCCCAAGACUCGAGGAGCCAUCUCAGCAUCUCACCAGAACUCUCCAGUUUCGUCGCAUCUGCGAACGCGAAAACCGGUUGUAACGUCAAAUCAAUCUUUCAAAGACUCGCGAAGAGAGCGCUCGAGAGACGCGAGAGUUUCCGCGGUUUGGGCGGUUGA
This is a messenger RNA of Bathycoccus prasinos, 624 nucleotides long. RefSeq lists its product with no specific name. The transcript has a single exon. Bases 1 to 624 code for a protein of 207 amino acids. Lineage: Eukaryota; Viridiplantae; Chlorophyta; Mamiellophyceae; Mamiellales; Bathycoccaceae. The record is from RefSeq and is a predicted model, not a curated record.